AUGGCCACCAACUCAGUGGAGCGAGGUGAGAGCAAAGCUUCCCUCCGACAGUCUGGCAGAGGGCCAACUGGGGACAGCCACUUGGGAGUCCUGCCCUGCCCCACAGAGGUGCUUAUCCCACUGCAAUUUGCUCUGUCUCCUGCAGCCUGCCAGCUGUGCCACCGGGCACAUUUGGACCCCGAGAUCUAUGGGCCCAUAUUAGAGCAAGAGGGGAUCUGUGUCCAUGAAUUCUGCCUGUACUUUGCAAGUGACAUUUAUCCCAUCAUUGCGAUGUCGGAUUGGGUGAUCUAUUCCUCUUCUGCUAUUCAAAGAGGAAUCGAGGAGGCAGCAGAGAAGCAAUGCUGUGUCUGCGGCAGCAGUGGAGCUGCCAUCGACUGCUGGGAGCGGAGCUGUGAGCGGAGCUUCCACCUGCCCUGUGCCCUGCGCGGGGAAUGCAUCACUCAAUACUUCGACUACUACAGGGCCUUCUGCUCACUCCACCGCCCUCAGCAGGCAGUGGACAUCAACCCAGAGCCUGAGACUGAGUGCCUGCUCUGCACGGAGCUGGUGGAUGACACCAAGACCUACACAACCAUGGUGUGUCCAGUGUGCCAGCAUUCCUGGUUUCACAGGCACUGCGUCCAGGAACAGGCUCUUCAUGCUGGCAUUUCAGCUUUCAAGUGCAUGCUGUGCAGAGACAAAGAGCUGUUCCAGCAGGAAAUGCUCUGCAUGGGCAUCCGCAUCCCCAAGAGACCACCAUCCUGGGAGACUGUUGAGGCAUUCCAAGACCUCAUGGCAAGGCACAGCCGGUGUGAUGUCAUAGAGUGCCUGUGCCCAGCAGGCAGGGAGUAUGAAGAGGAGGAAGGGCCCUGGCAGAUGCUUCUGUGCAGCUCCUGUGCUGCUGAAGGAACCCACAGGAGCUGCUCCAACUUGACAGACAGCACAAACAGAUGGGAGUGCCCAGACUGUGCAGACCCCAGCACUGCUUCCAGUGCCAGCUCUGAGAUGGCUGACUUCAGCAGUGUCAGCCAGGCAGGAUCGGGGCCAUCCCGGGGCUCCCUAGGACUUGAGAGCAGCAGCCGCUUCGAUGCCCCUGGGCCCGUGUGGGUGCGAGUCGGAUCCCGCUUGCAGCGCCGAGCUGAGUACGACCCCUACAGCUGGCCCAGGAGACGCCGCCAGAGGAGCCGCACCUCAGCCCCCGCGACAGCGAGCAGCAUCCCGAGCGAGGCAGCGCCGGCGGUGCCCCACAGCUUGCUGGCACCCGAGGCCAGCAGCCUCCACGCCGCCAGUCAGAUGCCAGCACCGGCUGCCUCCAGCUCCCCAGCAGCAGACAGCGGCAGCUGCUGCCGCUCUGCCGGGCCCGUGCGGGGCCCAGACCGUUCCUGCAGGCGACGAGGGAGAUCAAACCCUUACAGUCGGCCCGGACAUCGCCGAAGGACCUGA
Messenger RNA from Pogoniulus pusillus (Red-fronted tinkerbird), 1422 nucleotides. Its product is annotated as G2/M phase-specific E3 ubiquitin-protein ligase-like. The transcript is spliced from 8 exons. The record is from RefSeq and is a predicted model, not a curated record. The coding region runs from base 1 to 1422 and encodes 473 amino acids. Gene Ontology annotation, cellular component: nucleus. Lineage: Eukaryota; Metazoa; Chordata; Aves; Piciformes; Lybiidae.